UUCUUAUUCCCUGCAAAGUAAAAGCUGGACCAUUUACUGUAUCAAAUACCCGGUAGGCGGUAACUUCACAUGGUAGUGGGCCCUUUCUCCUCAGUAUCUUUACCUUCCCGUCGACCGUCGACCGUCGUAAACCGUUAACCAAGCCGACCUCCUUUUCUCUCUCCUGCACCUCAUAAAAACCCCUUUCAUUCUGCAGAAAGGAGGAGAGAGAAAACAUACAUAGCUCGCAAAAAUGGAAGCAAGGAAAGUCACUGUUUCUGCUCUUCAAUUCGCUUGCUCUGAUGACAUUUCUCUCAAUCUUUCUUCCGCUGAAAGGCUAGUGAGAGCUGCUCAUAAAAAGGGUGCAAACAUUAUUCUUAUCCAGGAACUCUUUGAAGGGUAUUACUUUUGUCAAGCACAGAGGGAAGAUUUCUUCCAGCGAGCCAAACCGUACAAGGGCCAUCCAACAAUUGUGAGGAUGCAGAAACUAGCAAAAGAGCUGGGGGUAGUGAUACCAGUUAGUUUCUUUGAAGAGGCAAACAAUGCUCAUUAUAAUUCGGUUGCGGUUAUUGAUGCUGAUGGAACUGAUCUUGGGAUUUAUCGCAAGUCUCAUAUACCAGAUGGACCAGGUUAUGAGGAGAAAUUCUAUUUCAAUCCUGGUGAUACUGGCUUCAAGGUGUUCCAAACUAAAUUUGCCAAAAUUGGAGUUGGAAUCUGCUGGGAUCAGUGGUUCCCAGAGGCGGCUCGAGCCAUGGUACUUCAAGGUGCAGAGAUAUUGUUCUACCCUACAGCAAUCGGUUCUGAACCCCAAGAUGAUGGACUUGAUUCUCGUGAUCAUUGGAAGCGAGUGAUGCAGGGACAUGCUGGCGCUAAUGUGGUACCAUUAGUGGCUUCAAAUCGCAUUGGAAAAGAAACAAUUGAGACAGAGCAUGGUAAAAGUGAGAUCACCUUUUAUGGGAACUCCUUCAUAGCAGGUCCCACUGGAGAGAUUAUUGCUGUUGCUGAUGACAAAGAGGAAGCAGUUCUUGUUGCUCAAUUUGACUUGGAGAAACUAAAGUACAAGAGAUGUAGCUGGGGAGUAUUUCGGGAUCGCCGUCCAGAGUUAUACAAGGUGCUCCUAACAUUGGAUGGUGGCAAUACCCAUUCUUGAAUUUCCUUUUCUUUAAAUGAAUAAAAUUAGUGAAACCCGCUUAUAAGAGGCGGUUAAUCUUAACAAAUUUUUAAAUGUUUCACAAGUGACAUCAUGUGAUAAACAUAAAGUUGAUCCUUUCAGGGGUUUCUUAUACUUAGAAAUGAUCACCGGAUGAGCAAUCUUCACAUUCAAA
Messenger RNA from Beta vulgaris subsp. vulgaris (sugar beet), 1304 nucleotides. RefSeq names its product N-carbamoylputrescine amidase. Lineage: Eukaryota; Viridiplantae; Streptophyta; Magnoliopsida; Caryophyllales; Amaranthaceae. The record is from RefSeq and is a predicted model, not a curated record. Gene Ontology annotation, molecular function: N-carbamoylputrescine amidase activity. The transcript has 9 exons. The coding region runs from base 233 to 1129 and encodes 298 amino acids.